GUCCCAUCUAUCUACCCUUAACUUCGACCUCGAUCAAAAUGGGAGCUACACCCACCAUCCGUCAGUUCCCCCUGGGCCCAAAGCUAGAGCCCAACGGAGAAACGAACGAAGAUUCGCUCGCCUCAGAUCCCCCUCAGUUUCCCGAGAAAUGCUCCGAUCGCCUUCAAUUCGUUUUCGGAAUGGGAGCUACACCUCCUGUUGUCCAUCAGUCCGACCUGGAUCCGAAACCAGAACCCGGCGAAGAAAAAGACGAGGACUCCUUCGCCUCAGAUGGCACUUGGUUUCCUGAACAUUACCCCAGACGUCCACAAUCCGCCUUCGGAUACCCCCUCCCGCCUCUUCCGUGCCCUAGACCUGCGCCAAACCCAGCUCUCGCCUUCCUGUGCCCCAAGGGCGCCCCCCCGCCAGCGAACGUGGGCGAACAUGUAAUCUUCCUUCUCGUCAGGCAUCCUGGCCUCUCCAUCUACAUGAAUCUCUUCCCUCAGUUCGGCCCCGUCGAAUUAUAUCGCUGGAUUAAGAGUUACGCCUUGAACCCGGACCUCGACUACGCCUAUAGACGCACCUUAGCGAGUGUGUUCUUCCGAGGUUUGCACGAGCCCGAGGUUGCGCGCUUGUUGCUAACGGCUUCGCGUUGUAAAUCCACGGCUCAGCAAGACGAUAGACUGAAGGCAGUGAUUGAGGAGCAGAAAGAGAAGCGGGCUAGAGGAGAUGGGGAGGAGAUGAGGGUUGCGCGGGCGUGGGAACGUCAUAUGUCCUUUAUAGGGGCCUAUAAUGAGUUGUAUGGGACACGAGCGAAUGGAGAAGAGAGCUAGAUAAUAGUUGGCGAUCAGCAGGAGAAAGAGGUG
Messenger RNA from Mytilinidion resinicola, 845 nucleotides. RefSeq lists its product as uncharacterized. The coding region runs from base 39 to 812 and encodes 257 amino acids. The transcript has a single exon. NCBI's taxonomy places the organism in Eukaryota, Fungi, Ascomycota, Dothideomycetes, Mytilinidiales, Mytilinidiaceae. The record is from RefSeq and is a predicted model, not a curated record.